AUGAACCAAAGCUACAGCUACACAGGCCAAUCCGGGCAACCGGGUAGCUCGCAACAAACCGCGUCUCAAGCCUCCUACAGCAGCAUGGCGAUGAGGGGCCUGGAUGACAAAGCUUCCGCUUAUACCUUUCAACCCACUGGCGCCUCUUACUCGGCGGCAGCCGGCCAGCCAGGCAGCUCUUCCACUGCCAGCUAUAUUCCGGGAUAUGGCCAAACUGAACUUCGACUCGUGAACUCACAUGGAGAACAUGGCGAACACCGCUAUAUCAUUAACCAGCCGGGCAGUGAGGACAAAUUGACGGCUCUGAUCGACUCAUAUUUUGUGGAUGUCCCUUCGCAGCAAGGCCAACAAUCCUCCUGGAACCACGGUCAGCAUUCGGCACAGAGCUACUUGGGCCAGCCCGGCACCAUCAAGGACGUGAUGGGAAAACUGGUCGCCGGCGUGCCUGAAUUGUCGGAAAAGGAGCGCGCGAAAAAGGAGCGCCAAGCGGAAGCCGCCCGACUACGCUACCACGCCCUCUCCGCCGACAAGAAGAAAGAACUAAACGCAAAACGAACAGAAGCGCAACGACGGAAACGUCAGCGCGAAAAGGAGCUCGAACAGCUCGAAGAUAUCCUCCGCCAAACCAACGAUAUCCAAGAGGACCCCGAUAUCACCGAGCAGCUGCGCGAGAAACGGCGGCGCGCGCGAUGGGCCGAGGCGGCCAGGCUGAGGUACCAGAGAAUGACCCCGGAGCAGAAGGCAGAUUGUAACGAGCGUCGAAAGAGGCGCGAGCAUGAGAAGGCCUUUAACGCCUGCAAGGCACAAGGCCUUGUCAUCGGCAAUGACCCGAUGAAGGACAAUGACAUCGUCGUCGAGUUUAUUAAGACGAAUAAUAAGAAGAAAGCGGAAGCCGCGAGGAAUCGAUAUCACUCCAUGUCAAAUGAACAGAAGCGCGCUUAUAAUCAGAAGCGGACCGAUGCUUUCAGGAGAAAACGCCUUGAGGAAGAAAUGCUGCUAACGAUGCCGAUCGGCCGCGUCUCCGGCGAAGUAUUCGACCGCGCCCAGCAGAUUGUCGAGCGCAACCGGAAACGAGCCGAAGCAGCCAGACUUCGCUACCAGCGAAUGACGCCCGACCAACGAAAGAGGGCCGCCGAAUCCGCUCGCUCCCGCUAUCAGAGGAUGUCGGCCGACCAGCGGAAGCAAUACAACCAGAAGCGCUACUCGCCGAAGAAGGGCGGCGGUCCGGAUGAGCCAAAGACGCACGAGCCGGACUUUAGCACCGUCGAGGGGGAUUUUGAUGCGUUGUCGUCGAUCGAGCGGGAUGUGAUGAAGCGAACGCAACAAGCCCAGCAGACGCUUCGCCGCAAGCAGUUGGAGGACACGCAUCUGCCGCAUUCACACCGAAUGCUCGACGACAGUGGAUCGUCAGCCACGUACGUUCUCUCGAGCCAACCGCAACUCUCCAAAAUCGGCCACCAGCAGCCGCAGACUUUGGCCCAAUUGAAGCAGGGCACCUCGGUGCAGCACGUGCUCGGGCAGCAGUCCUCGUAUCCGGGAAAUAUCGUCGUCAUCACGGCCCCGUCCACCACUACCUCUAACCCCUAUGCCCAACAUAGAACG
Messenger RNA from Mesorhabditis spiculigera, 1602 nucleotides. NCBI's taxonomy places the organism in Eukaryota, Metazoa, Nematoda, Chromadorea, Rhabditida, Rhabditidae. The record is from the annotation of a GenBank genome assembly.